AUAACGGCAUCAAGAAUCAAGAUCUCUAGAGUCUGUAUCUCCAUGACCGAAUCAACUCCUGUCAACCCUGAUUCAAGUGCCGGUGCAAUUGUUGAUUAUGCGGAGAUUAUAGUGGUGCGUCAUGGAGAAACAGCGUGGAAUGCUGAUGGGAGAAUUCAGGGACAUCUGGAUGUGGAACUGAAUCAUGUUGGGAGACAGCAAGCAGCUGCUGUUGCUAAUCGAAUCUCAAAGGAGAUGAAAAUCUCAGCUGUAUACUCUUCCGAUCUGAAACGAGCUAUGGAGACUGCUCAUAUUAUUGCAAGCACAUGUGGUAUCCCCGAGGUCACAACAGAUCCGGAGUUGAGGGAAAGACAUCUUGGAGAUCUUCAAGGGUUUACAUUACAAGAAGCAGCAGUGUUAAAGCCAGAUGCUUAUUUAGCAUCUUUGUCACCAAGGACCGAUCAAGAAAUCCCAGGAGGUGGAGAAAGUUUUGAUCAACUCUAUAACCGCUGCACAUCUUCAUUGCAGAAAAUUGGGAAGAAGCAUAGAGGAGAGAGAGUGGUGUUGGUCACUCACGGCGGAGUCGUAAGAGCAUUUCACAGGCUUUCUGCUCCAACGGAAAAAUUGCCAGGGAAGAUAAUGAAUGCAUCAGUGAAUAUAUUUCGCCUAGCUGAAGAGGAGUGGAUGAUAAAUACAUGGGGUGACAUUAGCCAUCUUAGUGAAACUGGCUAUCUGGAGACUGCCUUUGGUGGUGACAAGACUUCUGGUUAGUUUAUAAGAGACGGCCACUGGCUCUGGCUUUCUGCAUUUAUUCAAAUUUCAUUCCAUUUGAAUGGCCAGAAAAUCUGUGGUCUAGAUUGGGCAUUUGUUCACUUUGAAUGGCUAUCUGCUUGCACAUAUACUAUUGUCAAAGUCACAAGUCGAUUGAAAUUAGUAAUAGCAGGAUGAUUAAAUCUCGGGACGUGUUGCAAAGACGAAGAGUAAUGAGCGUUGAGAAUUAUUAGAUGAUUAGAACCAUUGAUAUAAUUGUCAUCCUCCUGCUGUUAUA
Messenger RNA from Pistacia vera, 1027 nucleotides. RefSeq names its product phosphoglycerate mutase-like protein 4. Gene Ontology annotation, molecular function: phosphatase activity. Gene Ontology annotation, cellular component: cytoplasm; cytosol. NCBI's taxonomy places the organism in Eukaryota, Viridiplantae, Streptophyta, Magnoliopsida, Sapindales, Anacardiaceae. The coding region runs from base 43 to 750 and encodes 235 amino acids. The record is from RefSeq and is a predicted model, not a curated record. The transcript is spliced from 7 exons.